GAUUCCCCGCCUCCAUUCACCUCAUAAUCCCCGGCCUGGCGUAAUUGCUGCAUCCGGAUUUAUGGGCGGCGCGGGCGGGCUGAGGGUCCCCAGUGUUCCGGAGGAGUGGCUGCUAGCUCCAGAGGCCUGGGCCACGGUGCCCGGUGCAGGUUCUGGCCUUCUUGUCAUUUUAUUACAAACCAAGUCAACAGAAUCAGAUCAGAGUUCAUCUGUUAUCAGGACGCUGUACAGCAGAUCAGUGCCACGGCAGUAUCUGGCAGCACUUCUGCCCUGUUAACGAAGCACAGGAGCUUUCUACGCCGCAGUCAGGGAUUGUGCAGCGCCGCGUUCUGGACUCAUGGGGACGGAUCAAGAUGAAACUGGAUAUCGGAGGCAAUUCAAUGCAGCUGUGUCCGUUAUUCAGAGCUUACCAAAAGAUGGUGCUUAUCGGCCGUCCUAUGAGGAAAUGCUCAGAUUCUACGGCUACUACAAACAGGCCACAGUAGGACCCUGCAAUAUCUCCCGUCCUCCUUUCUGGGAUCCGAUUGGCAAAUAUAAGUGGGAUGCCUGGAGCAAGCUUGGGGCUAUGAGUCAAGAAGAUGCCAUGUGUGCUUAUAUCAGAGAAAUGAAAAUAAUUGCACAAAAGAUUAUAGACACAAUCCCUCUGGAAGACAAAUCGCCUGAUAUGUUUGAGCCCUUCCGCCCCCUGUAUGAUGUCAUCCCUGACAUGCCGCGUCCCCCAGGCUCCUUUUUCCAGACCAGUGAGCAAGAGAGUUGUGAAGAUACAAAGGAGGUGAUCCCAGAGGGUGACGAUAUGGAGGAGCAGCAAUCUAGCGACACUAUUCAAUAUGAAGCCAUAUCAGAGGAGACAGAGCUGGGUACACUCUCUGAGCUAGAAGAGCUCAAACAAAGUGAAUCCUUAGGUGAGACAACACGCCCAUUGCAAAGUGAGCAGAAGCUCCAAAGCUGCGGCUCUGAAAAUGAAUAUUCUGACAGUGUGGAACAGCUGGGAUCUGAUGAGGAAUGUGAAGAAAAUGGUUCUAAGAUUUACCCACACUUAUUUCAAGCAUCUGAUGCACACAAAAAGACCAAGACUAGACCAAGGAGGAAAAGUGCAGACAGACGAAAGGAUGAUAAUAUCGGACCAGUGCCUCACUCAGGUAAUGAUGUUUGGCUGAGAAGUCCCAGUGAAGAAGACAGUGGGGACACAUCAACUGGAUUACAGACCAGAUGCCAAAGUGCCCAAUACCACUUGAGCCCUCAGAUUAAAGCCACAGUGGAAGCUCUGCAAGCAACAGUCCAGGGUCUCUGUCAGCGGCUACAAAACCUGGAGAGAGCUUUACAGGAACAGCGACAGUACACACAGGAGCAAUCACAGAGAUCACAUAAGAAAAAACGACAUCCUGUGCUGGCCAAGUCUCGGACUUUUCUGUUCAUAGUUAUCUGGCCAUUUGUCGCGCACUGGCUGCUGCGCAGGUUUUUAUGGAGGAAAAGAUGACUUGUUACUUUUGGCCUGUGUAGUCCCCUGUACAGAACUGGAGUGGACGAAAUGAAUCAGAAUUUUUUUGGCCAAGCUGCGAUAAAAAAGCUCAUUGGACAGUAAAUUUGCCUUGUGCAUGGAUUAAUGAUUAUUAACAUGUUAAUAGUACCCUGUUGAUUUAAGCAUUAUCUCACUUUGUUUUCAGAGCCUCCUUGAAUAAUCUCCUCUAUCCUGUCUGCCACUCCUCCACCCUCUAAGCAAUGUGUGGCAUUAUAGCUGAUAAAUAGGUUUUUAGUCCUGAGGAAAAGCAAGUAACAAAGACGCAAAGCAAACACAAAGUAACAAAGACGGAAAGUUAGCAUACAGUGAAACACAGCAUGAUAUUAAACAUGGAGCAUAGAGGGAUCAGAGAAUGCUACACAUUACUCACAGCAUUGGUCAGGACUGGAGAGGGGUAUGGAGCUUGGUAGGAUGAGAGAGUAGUCCGGUAGAAGGGGAGGUUCAGGAGGCACAGAAGGGCACGAGGGGAGGCUAUAGAGACCGGAGGCUGUGAAAGUGUGCAAGGGCAGAAGGGGAGGCUGCAGAGGUGCACAGGAGAGGAGUUUACAAAGUUGUGCAUGGACAAGAUAGGAGGCCAUGUCGGUGUUUUAAGAAGAGGCCGUGGAUGUAUGCAAGGGAGGGGUUGCAACUGACAGGCGAGAAGGCUGUGGAGAUACAAAAGUGGAGGCUGUGGAGGUGCAUAAGCACAGGAGUAGAGUUGUAUAAGGAUAAGGGGGAGGCCACAGGGGGUGUAUGAAAGUAGGAGGGAAAAAGGUGAGGCCGUAGAGGCACGAAGAAAGGCCACUGAGGAGCACUAGGACAGAAGAGUUUGCUGUGGAGCCAUGCAAGGCAGGGAGGCUUCAUGGUGGCACUCUGAUAAGUGUAAGAUUCUGGAGUGAAGAUGCUCUUUCCCACAAGUAAUUAGUACAUAGUGGGUGAGAUAGGGGAUGGCUUUUGGAUUUUAGGGCUAAACCCAAAAUUAGACUUGUGAAAUAUUAUCUUUCAUCAUAAGAAAUACACUCCGCCUCCCUUCUCGCAUUGCACUGUGCUUCAGUGAUAAAAUUAAUAUACCACAGUAACUGAACCGCCUUCUUCACGGAUCUGCCAAGUAUUCACAAUACCUGCCAGGCUUAAUAUAUAUCUGUAAUUAGACCAGACGCGGGGAUUACAACCAGUGCAUUGUAUAAUGGCACUGAUGGAGAACGUUGCCUUAGCUGUCAAAAUACCAUCACACAAGUAGAGGACAAAGACGAAAGACUUCAAAGACAAACCCGUCCAUUUUAGGUGACCUUGCUGGACUUGCUUGAGAAACUUGUUUAGCUGAUCCUAUAUGCCAGGGAUUCCCAACCUGCUGCCCUCCAGCUGUUGCAAAACUACAACUCCCAGCAUGCCUGGACAGCCUACAGCUAUCAGCCUACGGCAGGGCAUGAUGGGAAUUGUAGUUUUACAACAGCUGGAGGGCCACAGGUUGAGCAUCCCUGCUAUAUGGUAUGUAUUUCUAUCCCUGAACACAUCCCAUGGCACAUAAAGCAGAGUCUAAGAGCCUCAAUGGGGGGUGUACACAAGAAUGGCUGAUCCUGUCACAGCUGCCUCCCCCCGGCCCUGCACUAGGCUUGACACAGUAACGGUUUAUUAUAUAAAACUCCUGAAAUCUAUAUUACGCAUUAUGUACACAUUAUGUAUAUGUAGAAUGGGUCCUAGCAUAGAACAGGGAUGGAGCAGAUCACCCGGCAGUGCCUAGUAGCACACUCAGGAUUAAUGAUAUAUUUUUUUGCACCGUUAUAUACAAAUCCUCAAUUAGAUUUAAUCCUUUGCUUCCAGCCUUGCCUAAACUGACCUAGUUACCUAUCAUAUUGUGUUCUGUAAAUCAAUAUCCCACCUGUCUAAAGAAAUAAACGAUGAUUUGG
Molecule: messenger RNA, 3405 nt
Organism: Bufo bufo (common toad)
Lineage: Eukaryota; Metazoa; Chordata; Amphibia; Anura; Bufonidae
Gene: ACBD4
Product: acyl-CoA binding domain containing 4
Exons: 11
Coding region: 338-1477 (379 amino acids)
Biological process (GO): fatty acid metabolic process
Molecular function (GO): fatty-acyl-CoA binding
Source: RefSeq, a predicted model, not a curated record